This is a messenger RNA of Pelmatolapia mariae (spotted tilapia), 1042 nucleotides long. It is a transcript of the gene chmp5b, whose product is annotated as charged multivesicular body protein 5b. Gene Ontology annotation, biological process: late endosome to vacuole transport via multivesicular body sorting pathway; vesicle budding from membrane. Gene Ontology annotation, cellular component: multivesicular body. Lineage: Eukaryota; Metazoa; Chordata; Actinopteri; Cichliformes; Cichlidae. The coding region runs from base 89 to 748 and encodes 219 amino acids. The transcript has 8 exons. The record is from RefSeq and is a predicted model, not a curated record.
UUUUCCGGGUGUUUAGUUGGACACUGAACUCUUGACAGGCAAACAAACGUAGCUGUUCUUUUACACUUUUCACCUAAUUUUUGCCGAAAUGAAUCGCAUAUUUGGCAAAGGAAAAGAUAAAGGUCCGCCACCGAACCUGACGGACUGCAUCGGAAGCGUGGAUUCUCGGGCGGAGUCCAUUGACAAGAAAAUCGCCAGACUAGAUGCUGAACUUGUGAAGUACAAAGAUCAGAUGAAAAAGAUGAGAGAUGGGCCUUCAAAGAACAUGGUCAAGCAAAAGGCAAUGAGAGUGCUCAAGCAGAAGAGAAUGUAUGAAAGCCAGAGAGACAAUCUUAUGCAGCAGUCGUUCAACAUGGAGCAAACAAACUACGCGAUCCAAAACCUGAAAGACACUAAAACUACAGUUGAUGCCAUGAAAGUUGGCCUCAAAGACAUGAAGAAGGCUUACAAGAAUGUGAAGAUUGAUAAAAUUGAGGAUCUCCAAGACCAGCUGGAGGACAUGAUGGAGGAUGCCAAUGAGAUCCAGGAAGCGAUGAGCAGAAGCUAUGGCACACCUGACAUCGACGAGGACGACUUGGAAGCAGAGCUGGACGCUCUGGGAGAUGAGCUGCUGAUGGAUGACGACAGCUCCUACCUCGACGAGGCCUCAUCUGCUCCUUCCAUCCCAGAGGGCCUGCCCGGCGACAAGUCAAACAGGGAUGGUGUCCUGGUAGACGAGUUUGGCCUUCCUCAGAUCCCAGCUUCUUAAAGGGGUAGUUCGAAAACAUAUCAUGCUAGUUUUACAUGUAUCAUAGCCCUUUUUUUCCUAUUUAUCCAACUGACACUCCUGGCCGAAAAAGGCAGCAAUAAAAACCAAAGCAUCUUCUGUCCAAUGAAUGGUAGAAACUGUAAGGUAAAAAUCGGGCGUCUUUAAUUAAAGAUUGUGCUUCUGACUCUUUAUAACUAAGCUUGUGAUUGCCGGAAUUAGGUUUCUAUUAUCUUUGUACAGUUUUUGCAGCACCCUGUUGCAAAAAACAAAAUAAAUUAUAUUUUUCAAACAAUA